Molecule: messenger RNA, 1449 nt
Organism: Macadamia integrifolia
Lineage: Eukaryota; Viridiplantae; Streptophyta; Magnoliopsida; Proteales; Proteaceae
Product: GATA transcription factor 4-like
Exons: 2
Coding region: 366-1217 (283 amino acids)
Biological process (GO): positive regulation of DNA-templated transcription
Cellular component (GO): nucleus
Molecular function (GO): sequence-specific DNA binding; zinc ion binding
Source: RefSeq, a predicted model, not a curated record
UGUUUUAACAGACUACAAAACCAACAUCUCCGAUGUGUCCCCUCCUACUCUGCCUCCUCGGGUAAACAAGUAAAGUAUGUAUAUUUCUCGUGAACUUCGCCUCUCUCUUCUCUUUCUCUCUCACUGCAUGGGCACGCCACCUUUGAAAUCAAUGUAUUGAGUAGAAGAAAAAAAACGUAUUGAGUUGGAAUGAAUACAACCUCUUCCACACACAGGCCACAACAUUCCCUUCUCUCUUGCUUCUUCGACCACCCACAAAGCUGAGAACUAAAGGAGAAUUGCAGAAACCCAACUGGUGGUAGUGACGGCAACAACUUGCAGAGGUGACUUUUUCCUUUUGAGUGUUCAUAACGCUGGAGCUGGAGAUGGAUAUGUAUGGACUACCCGCCCCUGAUUUCUUCCACAUCGACGACCUCCUCAACUUCUCCAACGAAGACCUUUUUUCCUCCUCCUCCUCCUCCGCUCCCAUCGCCGUCACCUCCCUCCACAACCGUCACCUCCCUCCAACUGAAACUCCCGCCGGAAAAUUCCCACCACCCACCUCCGUUAAACGCAAUGACUCCUGCUCCAACAACUUCACCGACAGUUUCUGUGUUCCUAGCGAUGACAUUGCGGAGCUAGAAUGGCUGUCGAAGUUUGUGGACGACUCAUUCACCGAAUUUUCCCUGAACGAAAUUGUAGAAACUACUUAUUUUCCGCCGGAAGCGUCAGUUCCAGGCAGGGCGAGAAGCAAGAGAUCCAGGGCGGCGUCAACGCACAAUAGCUGGACCUCCUCGCCUGAGUAUGACAGUCUGGUCACGGGUAAGUAUAAGCAGAUUAAUAGUAUUACUGCACGGAAGAGAGAGAGCUCAUCGUCGGCGGCGGCGACUGCGUCAGUGAUGGUUGGAGAACAAUCGUCACCGUCAUCGCCAGGGGAAGGAGUGCGCAAGUGCAUGCACUGCUCAUCGGAGAAGACACCCCAGUGGCGCACGGGACCACUAGGGCCUAAAACGCUAUGUAACGCGUGCGGCGUUCGUUACAAGUCGGGUCGGCUGGUCCCGGAGUACCGCCCAGCUGCAAGCCCGACAUUUGUGUUGACUCAACACUCUAAUUCACACAGGAAAGUGAUGGAGCUGCGGCGGCAGAAAGAAGUUCUCCGGCAGCAAGAAAGCGGCAACCCCUACCACCACCAUAACCACAACCAGCAGCAGCAGCAGUCACUCUACAAAGUUUGCUGAUGUUGGUUGUGGGUCCCAAAAACUCACUCUACACGUGUCGACGCACCCGUGUUUAGGGUUUCUGUAAUUUUUCUCUCUCCUUAAUUCAUGAAAACAAUCUAUGUGUUGCUGUAUUCCUUAAUUAACUGUUCAGAGACCAGGGUUGAGAGUUGAGACUUGUAGUUAGUUCUCACAAUAAAACACUGAAGCAACGAAGGAAAGAAUCCAAAUUGGAGUUUUUCUUCUUUUAUUA